UACAUGGGCUCAGAGAAACUUUUAAAUUGACGGGAAGAACAGUACUAUUUUUUCUACGUGGUGAGUUGCUGCAGCUCUUUGAGAAUGCUGUCAGAAGGUUAUCUUUGUGGAAUCCCCUACCUUUGUGAAGACUUCAUGAGUUCUAAGCUCUACAGCAAGCAAGCCUCGGAGGAAAUAGUACAUGAGAUGAGCUCCCUGUGCAGCUUCACAUAUGCCUCCGUGGAUGAGACACAGAGCAAAAACCUCUUUCAGAGGUGGUCUGUUGGCAAGUUAAUUUCCUCAGGCUGUUCAAAAGGAAGCAAACGCAACAGAAGACAGACAGAUUCUGUAAGGCAAGCCACCCAGAAUUCAUUCUUUGACAGGCAAACUUCUCCAGUUGAGGACAUAUGUGGAGGAUGCAACAUAGACACUUAUCUUGUACCUUCUUCCUGUCAAAGCAUUUGCAAAAAUUACAAUGAUUUGCACAUUGCUGGGGGCCACAUAAUGCCUAUCAGUUCAGUAACAAAGGAUUUUACCUGUGACAGUGGGAUAGGCCCAUUCUUGGAGUCAUCAGAGAUUCCCCCACCCAUAGAAUCCAUGAUGAUGCCAACCAAUGACCUUAGUCGCAAGGCAGUCCAAGGAUAUUCAUCAUGCUGGCGAGUGGCCAGCAUCAUGCAACAUCAGCAGCCCCUCUCCAAUUCAAUGCUGAAUGACUAUUUAGAGCAGAAGGUUGUGGAACUGUACAAACAGUAUAUCAUGGACAGCAUGGUCAACUGUGUGUCUCUCAAUCAGAUCCUAGCCUCGGAGCUCAUCAUGACCAACGUAGAUCAAAUUACCCAGCAGAUAUCACGAGAGAGGAAUAUGGAAACCACCAAGGCCAAAGAUAUGGUCAUUAACUGCUUGUUACGAGUGGCCAGUGGAAAACUAUCCACUGAAAUGAGCACCCCUAGUUUGCAUAUUUCCCAAUAUAGCAACAUCAAUGCAUAAACAGCUAGCAUUAAAAUGGCCUGAAUGGUAGGUUUUAUAUUAUAUCACUCUUCCAAUCUACAAGUCUAGUAUUCUUCACCUGCCACUUCAAUGAAACCUUUUUAUAAGUACUACUAAUUAUUCGCAUUGGGGUAGCAUCUAAGAGGAGCCCUCAUCAUGGAUCAGGUUUCCAUCUGGUUGGGCACAUUGCUAACAACUAACAAAAUGAUGGUGCCUACCUCCCUGAGUGAAUCACAGAUAUUAAAGAUAACAAUGAGAAAACUUUUCAAUACGUAUUCAGUCUUCAAGGUAUUCUGUUUCUCUACUACUUCUAUUCACCAACCUUUUCUAUGUGCCUCUAACUUCUCUACCCUGCUUCGAAUCAUACAUUCUACCAUAGAUACCAAUGUAAACCCCAGCUUUCUGCCCACCUUUCUCAGGCACAUCUGGCUUGCUCUGCAGGUCACAGCUAUGAUUAACUGCACUCUCUAGCCCAUAUAUAUUCACCUAAUUGUUAUCUUUCUUUCCCAUCUUUCCAGUCCCCUUCCUCUAUGAUUCAAUCCCAACGUCGUUUCUGCUCCCAGUGUAUAGGCCUUGUUACACAGUAAAUUUAGUCAGCUUCUGGAGCUCUUAAUCUCUGGACUGGCUGCAUGCUAACAGCUUUUAGGUGGCUUAAAGCACUCAUUUUGUGGCUUAAAGUUACACUACUCUAGGGCAGGAAUAGUUCCAAUUCACCUAAUUUUCUUCCUGUUGCAUUACCAUGUGGCCGUUUCUGACAGCUAUUCUGCCCAAAUCUGAAGUCAUCCAGUAUCCCCGAAUGCAAUGACCCACCUGACUCAGGGCAAGCAGGAUGCCGGGGCACAGUGGGGCGGGCACAGUGCCUUGCUCCCAGGUAUGUCAGGCACAGCCUCGGAGCACCCGGUGGCCAUGGUGUCUCCUGCCACCACCCAAACUGGCUCUGCUCUCACUUGAGCUCCAGCUCUGCUUCCACCUGAGCUCAGG
Molecule: messenger RNA, 1947 nt
Organism: Alligator sinensis (Chinese alligator)
Lineage: Eukaryota; Metazoa; Chordata; Crocodylia; Alligatoridae
Gene: TASL
Product: chromosome unknown CXorf21 homolog
Exons: 2
Coding region: 85-966 (293 amino acids)
Biological process (GO): regulation of toll-like receptor signaling pathway
Source: RefSeq, a predicted model, not a curated record